AUGAAACGACAUGUCUUACCUGCCGCUGCCUACGAAACCUUUAACAGCUACGCCAAACCCAAGCAAUACCUGGAGAGCCUUGACUAUCGCGUGGUGAUCAAGGUUGACGGCCUGGAAGCAGGAAAGGGCGUUGUUCUCCCCGUGGACAAAGAAGAUGCACACCGUGCUCUCGAGGAGAUCAUGGUACAGGGCAGAGUUGGAUCGGCCGGUGAUUCCGUGGUGAUCGAAGAGUACGUGGAUGAAAACGAGAUAAGCGUGCCAACGUUUAGCGAUGGCAAGACGACGCGAACUCUUCCACCAGGACAAGACCACAAGCGCGCGUACGAUGGCGACCUUGGAACCAACACUGGCGGCAUGGGCGUCUAUGCCCCUGUGCCAUUUGUCAGUGCUACCGACAUGGAGGAGAUUGAGAGGUCGAUAUUGCGACCAACCUUCCGCGGGCUCGAGCUAGACGGACGUCCCUUUGUUGGCAUGCUGUUUACUGGGGUCAUGCUCACCUCUUCUGGUCCCAAGGUGAUCGAGUACAACGCCAGAUUUGGCGAUCCGGAAACACAGGCCUUAAUGCUACUCCUGAAAGACACAGAUCUUUCGCAGGUCCUUCUCUCCUGCACCAACGGGAGUCUUUCAGAUGCCACCAUCGACGUCUCUUCGGACUUUGCGUGCAACGUCACUGUGACAGCAGCAGGGUGUCCACUGCCGGACUAUAUCAAAGGAGGAGCCAUCGUCCUGCAUCCUCUGCCAAAAGAUAAGCACCUUCACGACCGUCAUUCUACAAGCUUGCUGACCUCUUCCUACUCAAGAUGUGCAAAUCUUCCCCGCCAGCACCGCUUUCGUCGACGGGCAGCUCGUUGUUUCCGGGGGACGCGUGCUUUCUGUUUCCACAACUGGCUCAAGCCUACGAGAAGCCGUUUAUAA
Molecule: messenger RNA, 915 nt
Organism: Cordyceps fumosorosea ARSEF 2679
Lineage: Eukaryota; Fungi; Ascomycota; Sordariomycetes; Hypocreales; Cordycipitaceae
Product: phosphoribosylamine-glycine ligase
Exons: 1
Coding region: 1-915 (304 amino acids)
Biological process (GO): purine nucleobase biosynthetic process
Molecular function (GO): metal ion binding; phosphoribosylamine-glycine ligase activity; ATP binding
Source: RefSeq, a predicted model, not a curated record